Messenger RNA from Papilio xuthus (Asian swallowtail), 5753 nucleotides. RefSeq names its product roundabout homolog 2. Gene Ontology annotation, cellular component: axon; plasma membrane. Gene Ontology annotation, molecular function: cell-cell adhesion mediator activity. The coding region runs from base 230 to 3910 and encodes 1226 amino acids. The record is from RefSeq and is a predicted model, not a curated record. The transcript has 11 exons. Lineage: Eukaryota; Metazoa; Arthropoda; Insecta; Lepidoptera; Papilionidae. Gene Ontology annotation, biological process: dendrite self-avoidance; homophilic cell-cell adhesion; axon guidance.
CGCUGUUUUGUCGUAUGGCGCGAAAUUUGAAUGUUUGAAAUACGAAUGUGACUUUUGAAUACAUUUUCAAUCAAGUGUUACCUUGUGUGCAAUUUGUGACGUUAUCGUUGGAGUUUGUUUGUCGUUUCUGGGAUGUUUUAAUCACGUGUACGAGAAACAAGAAAAUGAUGAUCAGUGUUUGUUGCGGUUGGAAGUUAGUACACCGAAGUCUAGGGCAAUAGGCUUCAAGAUGGACACGUUGGCUGUUGUGACGUCACUCAUAGGCCUUAUUUGCUUAGGUCCAGCUGAAGGUGGUCUUAACGAUGAUUACGUAGGCAACGGUGAGGCGCCUUACAUAAUAGAACAGCCUUUAGACGUCACCGUAGCUCGACAUCAACCUGCGACACUGAACUGCAGAGCUGGUGGCUCUCCUACACCAACUAUCAGAUGGUACAAAAGUGGUACAUUAGUAGUCUCAGAUACUCAUAGAAGUCUACUACCCGCUGGAGAUUUGUUCUUUCUUAGAGCGACACACGGAAGAGCACAUUCAGACGCUGGAGUAUAUUGGUGCGAAGCGGCGAAUCCUUAUGGAACUGCUAGAAGUAGGAAUGCUACAUUACAUGUUGCUGUGUUACGCGAAGAAUUCCGUCUGGAACCGGUGACGACGCAAACAGCGCAAGGUGAGACGGUUAUACUAGAAUGUUCGCCGCCGAGAGGAUCCCCGGAGCCUUCAGUUUAUUGGAAAAAGAACGGACAAGUUCUACAUUUUGAUGGCGACUCGAGGAUGCAUUUAGUGGAUGGGGGCAGCCUUGUUAUACAAGACGCGAGACAAACUGAUACUGGCAGAUAUCAGUGCCUUGCUAGGAAUGCUGCUGGCACAAGAGAAUCUGCUAUUGCUACAUUAAAAAUACACAUCAAACCGUAUUUGAUCUCUGGGCCGGAGGAUAUAGUCGCACAGACCGGAGGCAGCGUGACGUUUCAGUGCCGAGUGGGCGGCGACCCCCUGCCCGACGUAUUGUGGCGGCGCACGGCUGGCGGCGGGAACAUGCCGCUCGGUAGAGUCAAAGUUUUAGACGAUAGAAGUCUUCGCUUAGACAACGUCAUACUAGGAGACGAGGGAGAAUACACAUGUGAAGCUGACAACUCAGUUGGUGCUGUGAGCGCAAGUGGCUACCUAACUGUUAACGAUCCUCCUUCAAUAAUUUUGAAACCAAAUAGUGUGAUAGUAGAAAGUGAUUCCGUAGCAACGUUCACAUGUACCACAUCUGGAAAACCGGAACCAACUAUAUUCUGGAGUAUAGAAGGCAAUAGGACUAUUAUUUUACCAGGAAUGUCAAAAGGCAAAUAUUACGCCUCAUCAGUCAUUAACGGUGUUUCGACUCUCACAAUUAACGAUACGAAGAAAAACGACAGUGGAAGCACGAUAGUUUGCUCCGCGGUCAACUUUGCGGGAAGUUCAUUUCUUAGAGGGAAGUUGACCGUAACAUCGGACGAUGACCGACCCCCGCCGAUCAUAACAAACGGUCCCUCUAACCAAACGUUACCUAUAAAAUCGAUGGCAGUUUUCCCCUGUUCGGCUAUUGGUACACCUGAACCGGUCAUAGCUUGGUAUUUUGAAGGGGAAGCUUUGAUACAAAACUACAGAAGAAAUAUUUCAAACGGUGGCACUCUUAUUUUGAAAGAUUUAGAUAAAAGUGAUAGCGGAACAUACACGUGUGUCGCUUCUUCGCCCCAAGGAAAAUAUGUUUGGAGCGGUGUUUUGAUUGUAGAUACCCCAACAAAUCCUAAUAUACAUUUUUUUAGAGCUGCAGACAAUUCCUCGCUACCGGGACCGCCUACGAAGCCACAAAUAUUUAACAUAACAGAAACUAGUGUAACCCUUACAUGGAAUCAAAACAAUAAAAUUGGGUCGUCGUCAAUUUUAGGAUAUCAAAUUGAAGUAUUUUCCCGAGAGACACUUUCGGGAAACAAUACACCGAGAAAUUCACGUGGUUGGGUUACCGUAGCAAAACGGAUACAUCAUACACAGUACGUUGUGAAGUCUCUAAUACCUGGGAUUACUUAUAUGUUCAUCGUUAGAGCAGAAAAUUCUCACGGACUGUCAGCACCUAGUCCAGUUUCUGAUUCAGUAACAGUCGGCGAGGAUAAUUUAUGGUCCAAUGGAAUUUUCUCGAACAGUACUGAGAAUAGAAACAAUAUAAUGACAGACAACAUCGUAGAGCUCAUUGAAGCGACUCCGAUCGAUUCAAGAACAAUAAAGCUUAUGUGGGAAAUUUUAAAUUUCUUUUAUCUCGAAGGUCUUUUUAUAUAUUUUCGUCCCCUUGAUAAUUCCACUGAAGAAUAUGAAAUGAAAACUAUUUUACAUUCAAACGACGUAUCCGGAUAUGAAAUAACAUCUUUACGGAAAUAUACUAAAUAUGAGUUUUUCCUCAUACCAUUUUACAAGAAAUUUGAGGGGAAACCCUCCAAUUCUAGGGUUGCGCAGACUUUAGAUGAUGUACCAGAUGGACCUCCUAUAAAUAUUGAACUACUCAUAUUGAAUUCAACAACAGUUCAUUUGAAAUGGUUUCCACCAGAAGCAAACCUACAAAAUGGCAUCAUUAUUGGUUACAAUGUCCUCGUAAAUUGGUUAGAUAUCCCUGCAAAUAAAUCAAUGGUCGCGAUAAACACGACAGUUCAACAAGCAACUAGUCUAAUAAUGACAAAUCUUACCACAGGAGUAAGUUAUUCUGUACAAAUUGCAGCCGAGACAUUAGUUGGUUUGGGACCGUUCAGUCAAAAAGUGUACUUUAACACAGAUUCUCGAUCUAUAGGAUUAGAUCCGCUGUCGAGGUACCCAAUAAAUGGCGAAGUAUCCAUAGUAGCUGGAGAUUUUGUGCUAGAGUCAUGGUUCUAUUUUCUUAUUGGAGCCAUAAUAUUAUUCAAAAUUAUAAUGAUCGGCGGUAUCAUCUAUGUCAGGAAGCAUAAUAUUUUCGCAAAAAAAUCUGCUCUACCAAACAUAUACGAUUCCAAUGGUACGAGUUUGGUUACUCAGAUGAAUAUAAAAGCUGCAGUAUCUUUGUCUCAUCCACUGAGCAGCUGCUACAAUAAAAAUGCUGUAACAAAAACAGAAUCUCUCUUAUGGAUGGAAAACCAACCUGGCUUGUGUAUGUCUGGUACACAUACAAGUCAGAGCAAAGAUAAAACAAAUACAGAAUAUGAUAAAGUAGCACAGCCAUUACCUGAAUAUGCUGAAGUAUCAUCUUCGAGAGUGAAUGGCAACGAGUGGAACACUACUAAAACUGUGAAUAGCCCAGCAGCGUACGCUUCAGUAACUCUAGUUGCUAACACUCGUCAGUGCGUUAGCUCACUGGGCUGGUUUCCUCCAGGAAGCAAAGAUUUAGAUAAUUUUGAUAAUUCCUACAUGCCAGAUGAAGAACUAUAUCCCGCUAGCAAUGGCGGCUAUUACAACCGAAAUGUUUAUAGUGAGAAAUACUUUCAAGGACAUCCUAAUGUACUGAAGUUUCACGAUCUGCCAUCUUUAGAAAAAACACAGAAGGCUCAAAUAAGAUAUAAUCAGAGCGUAGAAGAAAGAAAAAGUGAUAAGAAUAUCAAAACGGAUGUAACCCAGUCGUUAAUUGGACGACCAUGUGGUAUUAAUUCACGAAAUAAUUCUGAAUCGGAGGCAACAUACAGAGCUUUUGGUGAAGAGGAGUCGGAUGAAGAGAAUUAUUCAGUUGAGUUAGCUUACGAUGAAUUGAAUCAACAAAGGCACAGAGCUAAACAUCAAUACGAAAGGCCUAAUUUCGACAACGACGGUACACGGACACUAGCCCGAUUGACGUCAUUCAGGCACGGCCAGACAGCGUUGAGUGGCGCGUCGCAAGCCCCCCUCGCGCCUGCACACCCACCCCCUGCGCCCCACCCGCGUGUUGAUUCAGUGACACGGUAGUAUCACGCCCUGCCGGUUUUCGGCGACUUGUGCCAAACGGACGUUUAGACCGACUUGUUCCACAAGAGUGUAUUAAAUUAGUGACGUCAUUAGAGAUCGCAGCUCUUCCUUACACUGUAGAGAUCUUUUCAAUGUUUCAUAUUAUGUUUAUACAUUAUCAUAUUGUAUUUAUUCAAGAAGAAAUUAUUUUCUUCCUUGUUUGGACUCCGCACCCUACACUUUUCUGUUAAAGAAAACUAUUUCUUAAAUCAUGGCCUAUUGACACUUUUGUAUAAUGCUUUCUUUGGUAUACGUAUUAUGGCUUUUUAUGACAUGAUUGUUUAUCAUAUAAACUAGUCUUUUGUAUAGUUAUUGUACUGUAAAUAGUGUAAAUACAUUACUAUUAGUAAAUAUAUUUAAUGCUUAAAGUAAAAAAAAUAUUCCUAAGAUUAUUUAAAACAAUAAUGUAAAUCGUAAUAUGUAACUAAUUUAUCUACUGGGAUUGAAUAAAAUCGAUUCGUCGAUCGUCCAUCUCGAUAUUUAAACGAAUUUGGUAACCCUAAUAUCAUUAGUGUAAGUAUAUUCGAAAAUGAAAUACGCUUGGCAAUAAUUGAUAAUAACUUACAGUUCACUGUUUUGUAAAUAAUGUGUAACUUUAAGAAUUAUUAAAUUCAUAUAUCGUUUCCUUAGCAAAUGGAAUUAAUUUGCACGUACUGUUAUUAAAGGGAUAGUAUUAAACUUGAACACGAUUUGUGACAUUAGUAUAAACGAGUUUGCAACUAAAAAGUAUUUAAGGUCAUAUUACUUGUUUAUAGAUUGAAUAGACUGUUGUAGAAUAGAAUAAAUCAAAACUAGUAAUUUCCUUCGAUAUUAUUACUUUUAAUUUUAUUUCGAGUGCCAUAAGACUUUCCUAAUGUAAAAAAUGAAGUAACAUUCGAGUUGUGACAUGAAUAUUCAAAUGAAGCUUUUAUAAAGUGAAAAUUUUAAAUCUACGUAAGUUAAUGUGAUAUGAGUUAUAGCCACUUGUUAUUAUGACAGCAUAGCACGACAUGUAUCAUUGCAUAUCAUCUAUGUUAAGUAAGUUAUAGAUAAACAAUGUUAACUUAGGACGCUUCUAAUUCCGGGAUUCAACUGCAGUGACACUGUUGUAUUAUACAGAUUGCCAUAUCAUUGUAUAGUCCGACAAAGUUAUGUGACCCGGUGUGCAUAGAUGAAAUUAAAUUAUAUUAGCUCACUAGCGCCCUCCUGACAAUGUCAGAAUUGUCACAAAAUCCUUCUUUGUGACUGUAUUGUAAGUUUAUUUCACCUCGUGUUGUAACCGAUGGUUUAUGAAAUCAUAAUCUCUGCAGAAAAAAUAUAGUCAUUCCUGUUAUUAUCUUUGAGAAAACAGAUAUAACAAUAUGUUUUCAACGAAGAUAUUGGUCUCAGAAACCCACGGCAUGUAAACUUUCUGGCAGAACUAAUCGCGAUAGCAGUGCCUCUCUCACCGGCUCAGAUAUCCUUGUUGGAUUAAAAAAACGGAGACAAUUAUAUGUAUUUGUACAAGUUUCAAGGUCACGGCAGUCGAAUCUUACGAUACUACGAAUAUUAUGUACAUACUAUGUAAAAUGUAAAAGCUUUUUUCUACUUCAUUCUUGUAUAACAUCAAAACCUAAGUUAAAAAGAUCAAAAAGUCUACUAUACUUAUAUUUUUAUACUUUCAUUCUUUCCGUAUGUUUGAAUAAGAUUUAUUUAGAAAAUAGAAUAUCAAGCUCAAUUGUAAAAAUAAGACGCAAUCUAAUUAGUGUCACACAUUAUUAAUAUAGAAAAGGAAAAAAAACUAACAUUUCUGAACGUUUUCUCUUAACGAUUAAAAAAUAUACUU